This is a messenger RNA of Paramuricea clavata, 405 nucleotides long. Lineage: Eukaryota; Metazoa; Cnidaria; Anthozoa; Malacalcyonacea; Plexauridae. The record is from the annotation of a GenBank genome assembly.
AUGUUGAAAAAAAACAUUAAUCCAAGUAUUAGCAACAGAAUAGGAAAUGAACCUGUGAGUCCUGAACAGUUGAUACAAAUCUCGCAGUCUAAACAAAUGAAAACACAGUACAUGAGACAAUACAUGAAACGAAAACGAGUUAAUACAACACAGAGCCCUGAGUCGAAGGAAAAGAAAAGGCAAUACAUGAAGGAAUACAGGAAACGAAAACGGGAAGUAUACAGGAAGAAAAAAAGUCCUGAAGUUGAACCACUACUACAAAGUUUAAUAUCCAAAUUUCAUGAUAUUGUCUCACAAGGUCCUCUUUAUAUUUGCACAUGUUGUGACCAAUUAUGGUACAAGCAUAGUGUCAUCCCUGCUGCAUCACUAAAGGAAAGUAAUCCUGAUGCUCAAAAGAGAUUAUAA